Messenger RNA from Manis pentadactyla (Chinese pangolin), 496 nucleotides. It is a transcript of the gene SPMIP10, whose product is annotated as sperm microtubule inner protein 10. The record is from RefSeq and is a predicted model, not a curated record. Gene Ontology annotation, biological process: flagellated sperm motility. Lineage: Eukaryota; Metazoa; Chordata; Mammalia; Pholidota; Manidae.
GUUGGUGGAGUUCUCGAUGAGAAUUCUGCCACUACUGGCAGUGAUGGCUGCAGGAAAAGAGGCUUGUUAUCGCUUAUCUCAACUUGCUAACAACUGUCCUGGUGAAAGUUCAUCUGAACCUGCUAAUAAAUGUAAUGAGGUUCAUUUGCCAUGGUUUUCAGUAAACCAUGGGAUGAUCCCCAGAUGGUUUGUCAUGCCUUGGAAAAACAUGAAAUUCAGGAAUGUGAAUCUGAAGCAUGCAGGUGCGUGUGGGAUCCAUGCUGGCCCUUUAGAAGACUCUCUAAAAUAAAAUUUCUGUUACUGGAGACAGACAUCAUGAGAUAGACAUCAUUUUUGAGUCACAGAGAGGCUGUGCCAUGGGGAAGAAUUGAACAAAGGCCCACCAGAGAUCUUGAAUAAAGGUCCACCAAAAAUUGCAGAUAUGCCUCUUUAUUCACCACUUUCCCCAUACCAAAGCACUGUGAUUUCCCAAGGCUUCAGGAGGCAACUGGUCUGA